Messenger RNA from Chenopodium quinoa (quinoa), 1693 nucleotides. RefSeq lists its product as uncharacterized. Lineage: Eukaryota; Viridiplantae; Streptophyta; Magnoliopsida; Caryophyllales; Amaranthaceae. The coding region runs from base 526 to 1353 and encodes 275 amino acids. The record is from RefSeq and is a predicted model, not a curated record. The transcript has a single exon.
UUUAACAUAAUUUUAUUUUUAAAAACUUAUUUAGUGUAACAUAUGUUGGGUAAGCGGGUACACACCAGUUCCGAGUCCAUAAAAUCGAGAAUUGGAAUUGAAAUCGAUUGCAACCGAUUCCUUCAUUUAUUACCCGAAAUUAAAACCACCGGGUUCAAUUCUAAUUCCGAACCCGCCAAUUCCUAACCAUUUUCGAUUCCAAUUUUAGUUAUCAGGAAUUUUUGCUCACCCCUACCUCCCACCCCUAACUUCAUUCUCCUACACAUCUCAUUUUCCAAACCUCUUUUUCUCACGCUUCUAGAUUACAUUCAAACUUUCAAAUCAUUGUCUCCUUUUACCACAAAAAAAAAAAAUAAAAAAAAAUAAAUAAAAUAUUUUCUCACCACCCUUUAAAUUCACUCCAUACCUUUAAUUUUUUUUUUUUCCUCUUUAUUAAAAAAUAAGAAAAGGUACACAUUUUUAUCCAUUUCUCCCCACUACAAAUACCAUUUUCCCUCCCUUCUUUAUUCCACACUUCUAAAAAAAAUGCAAAACACCAUUAUUCCUCCCUAUUUCUCAAAACCAACAAUAGAGGAAGAACAAAUUGAAGAAGCUCAAAAACUAUUACACUACCACAAUGAAAUAGAUGAUCAUCAACAACUAGACAAUCUCUCACUCCGCGAUCUCCCUAUCGCCAAUUCUUCAUCACCCCUUCCUCAACAUAACACCGCCACAAUCAACCACAGUCGUCAUUCCUCCACCUCCUCCUCCUCCGACCCUACCUCGGAUUUCUUCUUCGAGUUCCUCAUCAACAAUGACGAUGACCUCAUCACCUCCACCGCUGAUGACGUCAUCUUCCACGGUCGUCUUCUUCCUUACAUUCCUCCUCCUAGACCUCGGCGUUCUCUUUCUCUCUCCUCUGCCGCGGCUCGCUUGACUCGUCCUCAGCUCAAUGAGUCAUCAUCAUUAUCACCUCCUAACUCGUUUCCGAGUAUUCGGCCUAGCCGCUCUCUUAACUACCGGAAACUACGUCGGAAUCGGUCCAACACGAAGCCCAAGACCGAGGCAAUAAAUAGAAGUUCGUGUAAUGGUAACACUCGGUUUAACUCAGACAAAAGUCCGGCGAAGUUGCCGUGGUAUUGGGCGUUGGUUUUCGGCUUACCGAAGAUUCCGGCCGAAAUGGAGCUCAAAGACAUUAAAAACCGGCAGUUUCGCCGGAAUUCUACUCCGCCGCCACCGCCGUCGUCGAGAUUUUUUUCCGGUGACCGGAGUUGCUCCUCUGCUUCUUGGAAACUUCUCAAUGUUUUGAGCUGUAAAAGUCAUGCCACGGUUGACGUGUCCAACACGGCACCUUUUCGUAAUUCCUUAUUUUGAAAUCAUUCUGAGCGAUUCAUCAGCUUGUAUCGAAUCCCGUCUAUAUUAUUGCCAUUUAUGACUAUUAAUCUGUAGACCGAAAAUGAAAAAAAGCUAGAGAGAGGAGGUUAGAUUGAAAAAGAGGCAUGAGAAGAAAGAAUGAUGUAAGCGUUGGAGAGUUAGAAGCGUAAUGGAGAAGAGAUAUAGUGUAUAGUAGUGGUUAUUACUUAUUAGUGGAGUUUGUGGAAGAUCAUGCUAAAUUUUAGGCAAUUAUUAUGUGCCCCCUUCUAUAUUUGUCAUCACUUGUUCAAAAGAAGCUAUUUUUUUAUUUUUAUUUUUCUAUAUAUAUUUCUUUUGAUGA